Molecule: messenger RNA, 3289 nt
Organism: Mugil cephalus (flathead mullet)
Lineage: Eukaryota; Metazoa; Chordata; Actinopteri; Mugiliformes; Mugilidae
Product: stress response protein NST1-like
Exons: 1
Coding region: 350-2782 (810 amino acids)
Molecular function (GO): GTP binding
Source: RefSeq, a predicted model, not a curated record
GAUUGUGUUGUUUGGAAAGAGUCAGAAUAAAAAGACAACACUGACAAACUUCAUCACACAGAAAAAUCUUUUAAGAGAUACUCUUUCUCAUCUUCCCAUAAUAUCCUCACAAACUACAGUUAGUGAAGGAACCUGGUGGAAAACACAGGUGAAAGUAGUGAACACGUCAGACGUCUUCAGUCUGCCCAGUGAUAAAGUAAGUCAUGAGACUAAGAAGUGUGUGGCUCUUUGCCCCCCAGGACCAAACGUUCUGGUGCUGUUAGUGAAGCCUUCUAAGUUCACUGAAGAGGACAGAAAAAAAAUAAAGUUCAUCUUGAGUUUCUUUGGUCAAGAUGCUUUUCGAUACUCAAUGGUCAUCUUGACACACACUGAGGAGGUGAGGAAUUCAGCUGUGGAUCAGCUGAUACAUGAGUGCAGAAGUUGGCACAAAAUCAACAUUGACAGAAAAGACCUCUCACGAGAGGAUCGUCAAGUGCUCAUUGAAAAGAUGGAGAAGAUCGUGAGCGACAACAAAGGAAGGCAUCUUUGCUGCACUGGAGGAGGUGUCCCCAUGGCAACAGCAACAACUUUCAAACCUCCUCUCAACCUUGUAAUCUGUGGAAAAUCUGGAGUCUGGAAGACUUCUGCAGCCAACGCCAUUCUUGGAAAUCGCAGGUCUAAACCACCUGCUGAAGGAUCAGAAUGCGUUAAGAACGAGGUGGAGGUGGCUGGUCAGUUAGUGUCCUUGAUUGAGAUGCCUGCCUUGUAUGGACAACCCCCUGAGGCGGUACAGAAGUACACGUCUAGAUGCAUCGCUCUGUGGAACCCUGAGGGCGUCCAUGCCUUCAUCCUGGUCCUCCCUGUGGGUCCUCUCAGUACUAAAGACAAGGGAGAGUUAGAAAGCAUCCAGAAAGCAUUCAGCUCUCGAGUCAAUGAUUUCACCAUGAUUCUGUUCGCGGUGGAAUCAGAUCCUACAGAUCCAGACAUUGUUAACUUUGUGAAUGAAAGUAAGACCAUGCAGGAGCUCUGCCAGAGCUGUGGAGGACGCUACCUCAUCUUCAACGUCAAAGACAAGCAGCAGGUCUCCGAGAUAUUGAGUAUUGUGGAAAGCAUGACAGCUUUGGGAUCCAAGUGCUUCACAAAGCCAAUGACUAUCAAGCCUCGACAAAAACCUGAAAGAAAGACAGCAGCUGGCGAUAAAACUCCGAGCAGAGAGCCUCUCAGGAUGGUGAUGAUUGGGAAGACUGGCUGUGGUAAGAGCGCCACUGGAAACACCAUCCUGGGCAAAAAAUCGUUUUACUCCAAAACCUCCAUGACAUCAGUGACUGAGUUAUGCUCAAAAGAAACGGGAGAGGUUGGUGGGCGAGUGGUGGCGGUGGUCGACACACCUGGUUUGUAUGACACAACUCUGUCCAACGAUCAAGUGAAACUGGAGCUUGUGAAAUGCAUCAGUUUGCUGUCUCCUGGACCUCACGUGUUCUUACUGGUGGUGCAGAUUGGUCGCUUCACAAAAGAGGAGAAAGACACCGUCAAGCUGAUCAAGGAGUUUUUUGGCAAGAGGGCAAAAGACUUCAUCAUCGUUGUGUUCACCAGAGGAGAUGAUCUUCAAGAUGAAACGAUUGAGAGUUACAUAAAAGAAUCCAGCGAUGACUUUGUCAAAACACUGAUUGAUGAAUGCGGAGGAAGAUACCACGUCUUCAAUAACAAAGACAAAGGGAAUCGUGCACAGAUCACGCAGCUUUUAGACAAAGUAGAAACGAUGGUGGAGAAGAAUGGAGGCAGCUGCUACACAUCGGACAUGUUCCAAGAAGCAGAGGAAGCCAUACAAAAGGAAAUGAAGAGGAUCCUCAAAGUGAAAGAUGAAGAGAUGCACAAAGAGAAGGAGGAAGCAGAAAGAAAACACCAAGAAGAAGUUCAAGCAAAAAAGAAAAAAAUUGAAGAAGAAAGAGCAGAGAAAGACAAAGCACUGAAGGAAAAGGAAGAGCACAUUAACCAAGAACAGGAGAAAAGGAAGAAAGAAGAGGAAAAGAGAGAAAAGGAGGACAGUGAUCGGAUAAAGCAAGAAGAGUAUUUGCGGAGGCAGUGGGAACAAAAACUUGAAACUCUGGAAAAAAAAAUAAGAUCCGAAUCUGAAAAAAAUGAAUUUGCCGACAGAAAGUUGAUGGUAAACCGAGAAGAGAUGAGACGAGAACGAGAGGCUUGGGAAAACGAGCGCAAACAGUGGUGGGAAAAACGCCGUCAAGAAGAUCAGCAGAGACAAGAGGAGGCGCAAGAACAGCUUAGAAGGCUCAAAGAAGAAUACGAGCAGGAAAGAAGCGAAUACGAACAAAAAAGAAAAGAGGAGGAUCGAAUCAGAAGAGAGCAGGAGGAAAGAGAGUGGAAAGAAAUACAGAAAAACUAUGAGGAAAGAGAGCAGGAGAUGAAGAAGAAAAAUGCGGAGGAGGCCAGAAAGCAAGCAGAAGAGUUCAAUGACUUCAGAAAGAAGUAUAGCAUAGACUUUGCGGCUCUGACUGAAAAGUAUAAUAAGGAAAUAGACGACAUGAGGCAAAGAGAGCAGAGAUAUAACGAACACCUGCUUAGACAUCUGCUGAUGAACAAACACUUCAAGAGAGAAUUUAAAAUACUGCAGAAAAAACAUGAAGACGAAAUGAAUCAGCUCAUGGGGAAUAUUUCUCAAGAGAAUGUGGAUCAUCUGGAAGAAAACGUCCUCAAAUUAGAGAACGCACAUAAGGAACAAGUCAAUAUUUGGAUACAAGAACAUGCAGAGAAGGUCUCAGCAGACAAGUCCUGCAGCAUUUUAUGAGCUGCUGUCUAUAAUCUGAAUCUGAACAGCCCUGAACAGAACUGAGAUCGCUCUUGGUUUUAAAGUUACAUACAGAAAAAUGAAGACAUUAAGAUUCACUUUUUCUUUUCCUACUGAUCCUCUGUCAUUGUAUCACAGUACUUUAAUUAUUUCAACUUUUCAAGGUAACCUAUAUUAUAAACAAAUGAUAUUUACUUGUUUACUCUUGUAACCCAAAAAGUGCCAAAUAUGAAGAAACAUGAAGAAAUAAUGAGUAAGCAUAGAAACAUCAGUGAUGGGAAAAAAUUUAAGUAAAUAUGUACUCAUGUUAAUUUGAUGCUUUAUGUGUCAUUGAUAUUAUUAUGUCCAGAUGUCUUAUGCUGUGAUUCAACUGCAUGCAUUACUGUAGAAGACUGAUAAUGAAAUUGUAAUUUGAUGGUGAUAUUACUUUACCAUUUGGGGAAAAAAAUUACCUGAUCAAAUAAAAUCAAAACAUUUGUUUCUUGAUGUGAAUAAUUUGCACAUUUA